CCAAAACCCCAAUACUACUGUAGCAUCAAAGUAACCGUUACAAGGACCCUAAAAUCUUCAUCUCUGCGAAAGAGCCCUCUUCUUUACUUCUCCAUUGAAGACCCUGAUUCUUGAAUCUUGAAUCUUCAAAACCCUAAUCUUAAUUUUGUUGAUUCUAUCAACAGAGAGAACCCAAGAAUGGAUUCAACUCAAAGAGUGAAAAGUGGGAUAAAUCUCCCAGUUGGAAUGGCUCAAACUUCAUUACAUUUGGAAACAACAUUUAGAGCUGUAUCAAAAUUGACAUCACCAUCAAAGAAAACAAUAUACAGUGAUAGAUUUAUCCCUUGUAGAUCAUCAUCCAGACUUGAUACCUUUGAGUUGAUUGAUAAACCCUCACCUGUUAAAGAAGGCGGAAAUGAAGCUUAUUCUAGAUUAUUAAAAGCUGAACUUUUUGGUCCUGAAUUUGCUUCUGAUUCUCCUGGCGGUGGUCAAGCUGGUUCGCCUAUUAGUCCUAAUAAGAAUAUGUUAAGGUUCAAGACCGAGCCUUCUUCACCUUCUUCACCUUAUUCUCCCUCAAUUCUAGGUCAUGAUAAUGGGAUCUCUAGUGAAGCUUCUACGCCUCCGAAACCACCUAGGAAAGUACCUAAGACUCCACAUAAGGUUUUGGAUGCACCUUCACUUCAAGAUGAUUUCUACCUGAAUCUUGUUGAUUGGUCCUUACAAAAUGUUCUUGCUGUUGGAUUGGGUACUUGUGUUUAUCUAUGGACUGCUUCGACUAGCAAGGUGACGAAAUUGUGUGAUUUGGGACCUGAUGAUGGUGUAUGCUCGGUUCAAUGGACUCGCGAGGGAUCAUAUCUGUCUAUUGGAACAAAUCAUGGGGAAGUUCAGGUUUGGGAUGGCACUCAGUGCAAGAGGGUUCGUACUAUGGGCGGACAUCAAACAAGAACAGGUGUUUUGGCGUGGAGUUCACGUAUACUCUCUUCUGGCAGUAGAGACCGUAACAUACUUCAACAUGAUCUUCGUGUUUCAAGUGACUUUGUUAGCAAGCUUGUGGGGCAUAGGUCUGAGGUUUGUGGGCUGAAAUGGUCCCAUGAUGAUAGGGAACUUGCAUCAGGUGGAAAUGAUAAUCAGCUCUUAGUUUGGAACCAGCAUGCAACUCAGCCAGUCUUAAAAUUUACACAGCACACAGCUGCCGUCAAGGCCAUUACCUGGUCACCACACCAAAAUGGCCUUCUUGCAUCGGGCGGAGGAACUGCUGAUCGGUGCAUUAGAUUCUGGAACACCACAAACGGAAACCAGUUGAAGAGUGUGGAUACAGGCAGCCAGGUCUGCAAUUUAGUAUGGAGUAAGAAUGUCAAUGAGAUAGUCAGCACUCAUGGCUAUUCCCAGAAUCAAAUUAUGGUGUGGAAGUAUCCAUCAAUGUCAAAGGUAGCAACCCUGACAGGUCAUACCAUGCGAGUACUUUAUCUUGCAACAUCACCCGAUGGGCAGACAAUUGUAACUGGAGCUGGGGAUGAGACACUGCGAUUUUGGAACAUCUUUCCUUCUAUGAAAGCACCGGCAUCUAUGCGAGACAGUGGACUUUGGUCUCUUGGACGAACACAUAUUCGAUAGCAAGUUGAUUGCAUAUAACAGCGGCAGACAUUUUUUUUUUUUUUAUAAAUGGAAAGUUAACUGCAGGUUUUAUGUCAGUUUUAUUCGUUUCCAGUGAAGUAUUUGAUAAUCCCAUUAAUCAUGUAAAAGAAAGAAAAAAGAAAGAAAAUUGCAGUGUGUUGUAAAGGGUUUCUUGAUCCAAAAUAUAUACAGUAUUCAAGAACUUGCACUAAAUUAAGGAUUUCUUGAUCCGAAACAUAUUUAAA
This is a messenger RNA of Papaver somniferum (opium poppy), 1838 nucleotides long. Its product is annotated as protein FIZZY-RELATED 3-like. The transcript is spliced from 10 exons. The record is from RefSeq and is a predicted model, not a curated record. Gene Ontology annotation, biological process: positive regulation of ubiquitin protein ligase activity; anaphase-promoting complex-dependent catabolic process; positive regulation of anaphase-promoting complex-dependent catabolic process. Lineage: Eukaryota; Viridiplantae; Streptophyta; Magnoliopsida; Ranunculales; Papaveraceae. Gene Ontology annotation, cellular component: anaphase-promoting complex. Bases 178 to 1593 code for a protein of 471 amino acids. Gene Ontology annotation, molecular function: protein binding; anaphase-promoting complex binding; ubiquitin ligase activator activity.